UUGUCUCUGUUGUCCAAAGACAACGACUUCUGGAGACAGAAAUGGAGUCUCUUAUUAAUUGGUGUGACUCUAAGAAUAAAGACAAGCGAUCGCCAAAUAAACCGGGAAACGAAUUGUCAACUGAAGUGUUAGGCAAACGAAGUAAACAUUCAGAUGAAAAGCCAUCUAAAAAAUUCAAAGAUAAUCACCCGAACAGCUCUAAUAGCGGCAAAUCGCGGCCACAAAAGGCCAAAAACAUACCCAGUAUUAAAAAUACGGAAACCAAUUAUUCAGAGCCUCAACAGAAGGCGGUCUCCAAAGCGAAUGCAAUUCAAAUCAAGAACGAUAUUCCCAACCAAUUCUGGCAUUUCAUUGAACCCUAUUCUUGUGAAAUCACUUCAGAACACAUCAAAUUUUUGAACGAAGAAUUAAAAUCAUAUGAAACGGAUUGUGAGUUCUAUAAGAUCCCAAAUCUUGGUAAACAUUAU
Messenger RNA from Medioppia subpectinata, 467 nucleotides. NCBI's taxonomy places the organism in Eukaryota, Metazoa, Arthropoda, Arachnida, Sarcoptiformes, Oppiidae. The record is from the annotation of a GenBank genome assembly.